Molecule: messenger RNA, 432 nt
Organism: Ostrea edulis (European flat oyster)
Lineage: Eukaryota; Metazoa; Mollusca; Bivalvia; Ostreida; Ostreidae
Exons: 1
Coding region: 1-432 (143 amino acids)
Source: RefSeq, a predicted model, not a curated record
AUGAUGAAGCCAGACGUAACUACAACUGUAGUGAACAAACAAUAUAGUUCUACAGCCAAACAUUGUGGUAGUGUUGUUCGAGAUUUCUCAAAAAGUGAUGCAGUAAAUGUGCGCGACUAUCGAGCCAACUCAGAAAAGUGGGCUAAUGGACGCAUUCAUUCACAAACUGGACCUUUGUCGUACAAAGUUGACAUAAAUGGUACCUUAUGGAGGAGACACGUUGAUCAAAUAGUUGGAACAUCUAAGGAUCAACCCAGCAACUCAACUUCUAUAGUGACUGCUGAUAUUCCGUUUAUACCAUCCGUUAAUACUUCUGGUACUACCGACAAACUUAAGGAUCAGGUGACAAAUUCAGGAACCAGUGCUACCAAUGUUGAGCCACGUCGAAAUCCGACAAGAAACCGGAAGAAACCUGACAGACUUAACUUGUGA